Messenger RNA from Lipotes vexillifer (Yangtze River dolphin), 1779 nucleotides. It is a transcript of the gene OXCT2, whose product is annotated as 3-oxoacid CoA-transferase 2. Lineage: Eukaryota; Metazoa; Chordata; Mammalia; Artiodactyla; Lipotidae. Gene Ontology annotation, cellular component: mitochondrion. Gene Ontology annotation, molecular function: succinyl-CoA:3-oxo-acid CoA-transferase activity. The record is from RefSeq and is a predicted model, not a curated record.
AUGCCGUGGGCUGGGGCAUCCCUCCUGACUGCCUGGGCCGGUCCCGCCUCCCGCCUUCGCGGCCCGGGAAGCUCGGCCCCUCGGGCCCUCGGAGCGCGGAGACGGAGCGGGGCGGCGGGGAGCCAGCCGGGCGGCCGCGUCACCGCCGGGGGCUCCCUGCCCUGUGACGCGCGGGCGGGGCGCGCACGGCCGCCGCCUGUCCCCGCUGGGCCCGGGACCGGAGCCCUAGCCGGAGCGGAGCGGACGUUGGCAGCCCUGCGGCUCCUGGAGUCCGCGCUCGGGCGCCGGGUCCCCGCCGGCCGCUCGGUGCCAGCGCUGGCGACGGGCGGUGUGUGCGGCUUCGCCAGCAGCACCCGCGCGCGUGCCGAGUCCUACGCGGACCCCGUGGAGGCCGUGAGAAACAUCCCGGACGGCGCGAGGACCAUGGUCCGGGGCUUCGGCCUCUGCGCGAUCCCGGAGAACCUGAUAGGGGCGCUGCUCAAGACCCGCGUGAAGGACUUGGCCGUGGUCAGCAGCAAUGCGGGGGAGAACUUCGGGCUCGGCCUUUUCCUGGGGACCAAGCAGAUCACCCGCAUCGUCUGCACGUGCUUGGGGGAGAACUCGCUCUGCGAGCACCGGUACCUGGCGGGCGAGCUGGAGCUGGAGAUCACGCCCCAGGGCACCCUGGCCGGGCGCAUCCGCGCGGGGGCCGCCGGCGUGCCCGCCUUCCACACCCCCACGGCCUACGGGACCCUGGCCCAGGAGGGAGGCGCACCCAGCCACAUCGCCAUCCUGAGGCAGCCCAGGGAGGUGAGGGAGUUCCACGGACAGCACUACCUUCUGGAGCACGACGUCACGGCUGAUUUUGCUUUGGUGAAAUGGUGGAAGGCCGACCGGGCAGGAAACGUCAUCUUCAGGGCCAGCGCCAAGAACUUCAACGUGCCCAUGGGCAAAGCUGCGAGAACCUCAGUGGUGGAGAUUGAAGAAACUGUGGACCUGGGGUCGUUUGCCCCAGAGGACAUCCAUGUUCCUAACAUUUACUUAGAUCGAGGAAUACAGAGGGGAAAAUAUGAGAAAAGAAAUGAGCGUUUAGUGAUCCGGAAAGAGGAUGAUGAAAUAUGCAAGUCUGCAGAUAGUAUAGGGACACGGAUCAUCAAGCAGGCAGCUCUUGAAUUUGAGGACGGCCUGUGUGCCAGUUUGGGCAUAGGAAUCCCUCUUCUGGCCACCAGCUGCAUCAGCCCCAGUAUAACCGUUCAUCUUCACAGUGAAAAUGGAAUCUUGGGCUUGGGUCCGUUUCCACUGAAAGAGGAGGUGGACGCAGAUCUCAACAAUGCGGACAAGCAAACAGUCACCCUUCUUCCUGGGGGCUGUUUUUUCUCCAGCGAUGAAUCAUUUGCCGUGAUUCGAGGGGGACACAUCGACCUAACCUUGCUGGGAGCCAUGCAGGUUUCCAAAUAUGGUGACCUGGCUAACUGGAUGAUACCUGGCAAGAAGGUGAAAGGAAUGGGGGGUGCGAUGGAUCUGGUGUCCAGUACCAAGACCAGAGUGAUGGUCACCAUGGAGCACUCCACGAAGGCCAGUGAACCCAAAAUUUUGGAGAAAUGUACCAUGCCGCUGAAUGGAAAGCGGUGUGUGGACUGAAUCAUCACCGAGAUGGCCGUGUUUGACAUGCAAAAAAAGAGAGGACUGACCCUGAUCGAGCUCUGGGAUGGCCUGAUGGUGGAGGACAUCAAAAAGAACACGGGGAGCACCUUUGCCGUCUCCCCAAAUCUCAGACCCAUGCAGCAGGUCGAUACCUAG